This is a messenger RNA of Branchiostoma belcheri (Belcher's lancelet), 2436 nucleotides long. Its product is annotated as transient receptor potential cation channel subfamily A member 1-like. The record is from RefSeq and is a predicted model, not a curated record. NCBI's taxonomy places the organism in Eukaryota, Metazoa, Chordata, Leptocardii, Amphioxiformes, Branchiostomatidae. Gene Ontology annotation, biological process: monoatomic ion transport; transmembrane transport. The transcript has 20 exons. The coding region runs from base 1 to 2301 and encodes 766 amino acids. Gene Ontology annotation, molecular function: monoatomic ion channel activity; protein binding. Gene Ontology annotation, cellular component: membrane.
AUGAUUGAUUCCAGCCUGGGAGCGACCUCGCCCAGGAAGGCGGUCCGGGCGACAGACUGCGGCUGGGCGGUGAUGGAGGUCGCAAAGAGCGGCGGCAGGCAGUCGGUGGAGAAGCUCAAAAGUCUUCUCGAAACCGGCGGAGACGUCAGCCUGUCUCAGCGGGACUCCCGCGGCAGGACAGUGAUGCACCACGCGGUGGCGAACCCAGGCGCGCUGCAGUUUCUACUAGAGAGCGGGAAAACAACGGAUCUACUGGAGGCUCCAGACGAAGACGGCUGCACUGCUCUUCAUCUAGCCGCUGAAGGAGGCUUUACCGAUAGUGUGUCCCUCCUCCUGGCAGCCGGAGCCAAUCGCGAGGCCGCUGACAGGGUGGGACAGACAGCGCUGCACAAGUCGGCUGGGAAGGGGCAUGACAACGUCGUGGAAACCAUUCUGUCGUUUGGAGGCACGACGGAGGACGACACCGGGGACACUGAUGACGUCACAAGACGUCUCGUCAACGCCCUGGACAGACAGGGGAGGAAACCCCUCCACAUGGGAGCGGAGAGGGGUCAUGAGAAGAUAGUCCGCUUCUUGUUGGAGAAGAACACGUCUAUCAACAAAACCAUAGACGGCCGAAGCCCGCUUCACCUGGCGACAGAGAGCGGCAGUGCAGAGACCGUCGAAACCCUGAUUGCUGCUCACAGACAGUCCCUAACUUGGACAGACAAGCAAGGCGACACGCCUCUGCACGCCGCUGCCAGGAGGAACCACGCCCACCUCAUCCCCCUCCUCCUUAAAGAAAAGGAAGGUCUGGCCAGUAAGGAGAACGCCCAGGGGCUGAACGCCUUGGACGUCGCCAUCGACGAACGGUCUAAAGACGCGGCGGCAGAGAUGGGGAAGCACAAACUGUGGGACACGUUCCUGACUUACCCACAAACGAAACGGGGAAAAGACCAGAAGCCCCAGAUGUACCGGAUGAUCAAGGACAUGCCUGAUGCAGCUAUGAGCUUCAUUGAUCGCAUGGUGGUCGAACACAAGGAGGAUUCUGAAGACAACAGUGACGCGGGAAGGGUGUGGAAGUACGACUUCAUGUACCUGUACACACGGGACCCGCGAGAUUCUCCGUUAGAGGCUAUGAUCUGGUACAAGCGAUGGCAGUGUCUGGAGCAUCAUGUGGUGGUGAAGUUUCUCAAGUGUAACUGGCAGAGGUUUGGAGUGUACACCUUUAUGGCCUACCUGCUGCUGUAUAUGAUCUUCAUGGCGAUCCUCACGGCUACCGUGGCCAUCGAUGCGUCAGACACGACGUAUUUCGAGACGCACCCUUCUCUGACGGUCACGUUCGACGGAACCUGUCACAUUGUCUGUUUCAAUACGAUCGCCGUCCUGCUGAUGAGUAUGGGAUACAUGGUCAAGGAAAUGUAUCAGAUCUACCAGAAGAGACUGCACUACCUAGGCUGGAGGAACGUUCUCCAGUGGGUCCUGUACCUGAGCGCCUUCCUGUACAGCCUCCCCGUGUCCACUCCGCUGGACAGCUGGAAGACCGAGGCAGCCACGGUCGCUACCAUGUUCGGUUGGCUCAACUUCGCCAUGUAUCUUCAAAGGGUGCCAGUGUUUGAGACCGAUGUGUACAUCUACAUCCUGCUGAUCGGGAGGAUCUUUAAGUCCCUGCGGAGGGUGAUCCUGGUGUUCCUGUUGUACACGCUGGCCUUCGCCACGUGCUUCUACUACGUCGCCUCGAAGGCUGACCUGCCAGACUCCACGGCUGCUGGUUUCUCCGGGUUUACCUCCUUCUCUCACUCGUUCUUCACGACCCUGGGGAUGGUGAUGGGAGAACUCAACAUCCAGUUCUUCCUGGACAGACAGAAGCACUCCGGAGUCACCCGGGUCCUCAUCGUCUUCUUCAUCUUCCUCAUGAACAUUGUCAUCGUCAAUCUUCUGAUCGCCUUGACUUUGGACGCUGUAGACAUCCGUGACGUCAGAGCCAGAGCUGCAUUCAAUCGGCGAAUCCACCAGGCAGAACACAUGCUGGACAAGGCGUCCGGGUUCUGGUCAGCCUUUGCUGACCGCGCCAGAGUGCUGACAUGGAUGGACACCAACCAACCCUCCUGUAUGGACAAGACGAGACAGUUUUUGGACAUAGCCGAUGAUGAAGGACAGAUGGAAGGAAUUGAGCAAAGCCCCUCGGGAGAACAAGAGGACGUCCGGCGGAGGUUGGAGGACUUGGAGGCCGCUCUGAAGGCCGUCUCAGUACAGCUGACGUCUAUGGGGGAGAUGCUGGCCCAGCAGACUAAAGCGCCACCUGUUGUAAAGUCUGAGUAGUGCACGAAAUAGUGAGAGAUACUAGUACAUGUGUAGUGUAGUUAAAAGUAGCACACGUCAAAAAUCAACACAGGAAAUAGAUUUAUUUCUAGUACAGGGGUGCCAGAGUAUACAGUACAAUUUUACGGAAUACAG